AUGCAAGAGCACGUCGUGCAGCGCGUGCUCCAGGACCUGCUCAAUCUGGACCCAGUGGCAACUCCCGUGCCGUCCCGGGCGCUAUGGCCGCACUGGACAGAGCAGGACAAGCAGAAAGUGAAGCUCCGCGUGCUCAGUUUGAACGCCUGGGGUCUGCCAGUCGCCCCCAAGUGCACGGAGCGCGCCGUGCACAUCGCCCGUGCGAUCUCAACUGCCUACGAGCUGGUUGUGCUGCAGGAGAUCUGGCACGUGCGCGAACGCAACUUGAUCAUUGCCAAAGCGCAGGAGAGCGGGUUCCAUUACUACCACUACUUUAAUUCUGCGGUGGGGUUUCCCUUUCCCAUGGGCGCCGACUCGUUCGGCACGGGUCUGUUGGUCCUGUCGACGUUCCCCAUCUCGAGUGCCCUCUAUCACUCUUUUGGACUCAGUGGACGACCGUACGCUCUCCACGAGUCGGACUUUGUGGCCAAUAAAGGUGUGGGCUUGCUCCGGGUCGAGACCCCUGCGGGACAAAUUGACGUCUACGUGACCCAUCUGCUGGCCAACUACAACACGCGAGGGGCGCCGGGUCCUGGCGACUUUUAUCAAUCGCAUCGAGUCGGCCAGAGCUACGAACUCUCGCAGUUCGUCUUGGCGACAAGUCGCAAUCCCCUGACCAUUGUCUGUGGCGACUUUAACUCGUCGCCCGAUUGUCUGGAGCUGAAAGUGCCGCGACAGUUGCUGUGUCUGCGAGACGCGUUCACCGAUACGAACGACGGCGAGGAUGGCUUGACGUUUGCGUCUCCUGACAACAAGUACUCGCAUGGCGAACAUCCGAUGCGUAUGGACUACGUUCUGUACAAGAUCAAUCGACCACAAGACGGCGAGUUGAAUUGGCAUUUGGUGCAAAGCAGCAUCUUCAAGGGCUUUUUCAUCGAUGCUCGAGGGGAGACGACGCCGUUGUCGGACCACUUUGGCGUCAGUGCCGAGUUUGUGUUCGGUGAUCCGCGACCGCAUAUCUGCAACCAAAGGACUGCAAGCGCUGUGGUUCCCACUGACGAAGGAGGGUCACUAACUGCGACAUUGGUGGCGCAAAUCUAUCCCACGACGACGUGUUCGCACUGCAACGAACAAGGGCGGGAACAGUGUGGGGAGGACAAGGCUGCAGCAGAUGUAGCGUGCCUAAAAGAGGUGCUGAGAGUACUACACGCUGGCCGCAAGGAGGCGCUCGUGGCUCGGCGGACUCGGCUCCGGCGAGCUGUAGCCUUCUUUGUGGCAGCGCUUGCAGUGUUUGUGACCCAUGUGAUGUCGAUCGUGGUGUCAAGAUGGUCGUGGGCGGCCGUCGUAUUGUUCGGCAUUAUCAGCGCGACGGAGUACGUCCUGACGUUCUUCUUUCUCACGUUCGAGUGCUCGACGUUCACAGAGCUCACGAACGAAGUGCAGCUGGAUCUUUACGUACACACACAACGGAACAGAGAGGCGAUGAGUACGAAGGCGAGCGAGGUCUGA
Hyaloperonospora brassicae is the source of this 1488-nucleotide messenger RNA. NCBI's taxonomy places the organism in Eukaryota, Oomycota, Peronosporomycetes, Peronosporales, Peronosporaceae. The record is from the annotation of a GenBank genome assembly.